Molecule: messenger RNA, 1128 nt
Organism: Ilex paraguariensis (yerba mate)
Lineage: Eukaryota; Viridiplantae; Streptophyta; Magnoliopsida; Aquifoliales; Aquifoliaceae
Source: the annotation of a GenBank genome assembly
AUGGAUACAGAACCCAUUUCCAGUUUCGAGUUCCCUCCUGGAUUUCGAUUUCACCCAUCGGACGAAGAGCUAAUUAUUCACUACUUGCUCAACAAACUGAAUUCCCGUCCACUGCCAGCCUCCGUGAUCGCUGAAAUCGAGCUUUACAACUACAAUCCAUGGGAGCUACCCAAGAAGGCCUUGUUCGGAGAAAACGAGUGGUACUUCUUCAGCCCGAGGGACAGGAAGUACCCAAACGGCGUGAGGCCUAAUAGGACAGCGGCUUCAGGUUAUUGGAAGGCCACCGGAACUGAUAAACCCAUUAUCAGUUCUUCUGGAUCAAAGAGAAUAGGGGUCAAGAAAGCUCUCGUUUUCUACUCCGGUCGACCUCCGAAAGGUGUCAAGACUGAGUGGAUCAUGAAUGAGUACCGAUUGCCGGGCACAACGAGCCGGCAGUCAAGACUAAAAGAAUCCAUGCGGUUGGACGACUGGGUCCUGUGCAGGGUUCGACAAAAAGGCAACAUGUCAAAGAAUGCAUGGGAAGUGCAAUACAACACUACUCCCAGCAAACAGGUUGGAAUUGGAUACCUGCACCAAAUUGAGGAGCUCCCUUCAGCAUACACCGACACUACAACUACCCCAGACAUCAAUCUCACAGAUUUCAAUUUCCCCAAAGAUUGCACUCUACUUGCUUCCCUACUCGCCGGCCAAAACGUUCAUCCCAUUCAAACCGUCUCCGCCACCGCAAACUCUCAUAAUAGUUUCAUCAACGCCACCAACAACUCUGGUGGUUCAGUUUAUGGGAAUGGUUCAGGCAAGAUGAACACCACUCACCACCUUACGAAUUCCCUUUUUGAGGGCUUCUUCAACCCAUCCAAGGGGAAAACUGAUAUGAUUCAUUCCACCAAGACGACAAACAAUGGCAAAAAUGAUGAUGCUGUACCGCGCAACAUGAUGUUGAAUGAUGGUAUGAGCUUCUACAAUCAAAACAGGGCUCGAGGAGACAUCUUCAAGGCUAAUCCACUGAUUACCUUCAUGAAUUUGCAGGAGCUUACUGAUUCUGCUUUCCUGGAGAAAUAUCUGGGGUAAACAGAGCAAGCCAAGGUAUUUUCAGUUGGGUAGAACACGCGGGAGGCUAAAGUCCGUGUG